Messenger RNA from Diospyros lotus (date-plum), 441 nucleotides. RefSeq lists its product as uncharacterized. Bases 1 to 441 code for a protein of 146 amino acids. The record is from RefSeq and is a predicted model, not a curated record. NCBI's taxonomy places the organism in Eukaryota, Viridiplantae, Streptophyta, Magnoliopsida, Ericales, Ebenaceae. The transcript has a single exon.
AUGGUGGUCGCAUGGAUUUUUAACUCACUCAACAAGGAUUUACAAAACAACAUUUCCUUCUAUGAUGAAGCACAUGAGAUAUGGAAGGAUCUGGAAGAACGCUUCUUGCAAAGCAAUGUGCCACGCAUCCACGAGAUAAAGUGUGAGAUUUCUCUUGCGCAUCAAGAAGAUCUCUUUGUAUCAGCCUACUAUACUAAAGUAAAGAGGUUGUGGGAUGAACUUGGAACUUAUUCUAAAGUCCCACAAUGCACAUGUGGCGCUACAAAAGAGUUAGUGUCUAAACAUGAUACUAAAAAGUUGCAUCAAUUCCUCAUGGGUUUGAAUGAUAACUAUGGUAUGGAAAGAUUGCAGAUUCUGAACAUGGAACUGCUUCCGAAUUUGUCCAAAGCUUAUGCGUUGGUUGCUAAAGAAGAAAAACAAUUGAAAAUUGCUAACAGUUGA